Messenger RNA from Homo sapiens (human), 2340 nucleotides. RefSeq names its product LIM domain only 1 (gene LMO1). Gene Ontology annotation, cellular component: nucleus. Bases 1452 to 2033 code for a protein of 193 amino acids. The record is from RefSeq and is a predicted model, not a curated record. The transcript is spliced from 4 exons. Lineage: Eukaryota; Metazoa; Chordata; Mammalia; Primates; Hominidae.
UGGAGCUGUCACCCUCUGAGUUGCCACAGCAACUGCUUCCCAUGUGGCUGGUCACUGGAACAGCCUGUUGGACAGAUAGGGUGGCUUCCUUCUACACAUACUUGCACUGACCACUAGACUGGCCUUUGGGUGGAGCUGGACUAUGGCCAGUGCCAGGGUGACUUUAACCACAGUAGAACAAUCAAAUCAGUUCGUUGCUCCUCAAAAUAAGUGUCUCUCACUAUCCUGUCUCAUGUGUUGAGGAGAGUGACACUAAUCAGAGUGAACGUUUUGCUGUGGCCCUUAGUCCUUAGCACAUCACAUAAAUUAACUCCGUUCUUUCUCAUGGUGACUCGGAAAUGAGUACUGUUUUCAUACCCAUUACACAAAAAAAGAAAACUGAGAAAAUGUUAAUCGAAGUCACACAGUCAAAAGUGUCAGACAAACCCACAUUGAGAGAUAUUCCAUGAAAUGACUGGCCUGUACUCUUCAAAAAUGCCAUUGUCUUGAAACACAAAAGAAACGUUUAGGAAUUCUUCCAGAUGUAAGUAGACUAAACUUGACAACUGAAUGCGAUGCAGGGCCCAGGAUUUUUCCAUAAAAGAUAUUUUUGAAGAAAUUGGUAAAAUCUGAAUGAGGUCUAUAGAUUAGAUAAUAAUGUUAUGUCAAUGAUAAUUUUCUGAUUUCAAUUAUUAUACUGUGGUUAUGUAAGAGAAUGUCCUUGUUUUCAGCAAAGCAUUUGCAAACCGAAAGUAUUAGGGGGUAUAGAGGCUUCCUGUUUGAAACCAACUCUCAAAUGAUUUAGGGAAAAAAUUAUAGGUAAGUAGGUAGAAGUAGGUAGAAAGAUGGAGGUUAAAUCAAAUGUGGUAAAAUGUUAUAUGUAGGGAAUCUGGGUGAAGGGCUUACAGGAAUUUUUUCUACUAUUCUUGCAAGUGUUCUGAAAGUUUGAAAUUAUGUCAAGAGACAAAAAGUUAAAAGAAAAAGAAAGCAAGUGCCCGAGCAGGGAUGGUAUCCUGGGGUGACUGUUAAUACUAUCAGUUCCUGUUCACUGUGCCCUGGGCACCAGACUCUGUGCUAUGGCCUCAUGUGCAGAAGAACCUCAUUCUAUCCUCACCACAUUCUGAGCGGAAAGACCACUGUGGCUCCCAGUACACACAUGCCAGUCAGAAAGGUGGGGGGAUUUAAUCCAGGCCCCCCAGCUCCUUGGAGCAGUUCCGACUUGAAACUAGGCUCCCUGAUUUCAAGGUCUGAACUCUUAGCCUCAGUCUCACUCUUGACUCUGACCUUUUUGGGAGAGUGGGGAUGGGCAGGACAAAGGCGUUUCUUCCUGGAGUAGUAGCAGAGUGAAGGCCCCGGGACACAAGCUAACAAGAUCCAUUUGCGGGAGGGAGAGGAGCUGUGUUCCAGGAUCCUGCAGGGGGCAGAGCCAGCAGUGCCAAGCAGGAGACACUGGCUUGUGGGAGGGGCUGCAGAUGCCCAGUGGAGUUGCCAGGAGGUGGCCACAGUGGCUUCCAGCAGGGGAGCCACGGGGAAGAGCCUGGAGUGACCUGGAGCUGGGUGAGGUAGACGUUCUGGGCUGGAAGAGUGGCCUUGGAGGAGCUCACUGGGGCGUGCCGAUGCUCUCCGUCCAGCCCAAAGGGAAGCAGAAGGGCUGUGCGGGCUGUAACCGCAAGAUCAAGGACCGCUAUCUGCUGAAGGCAUUGGACAAGUACUGGCACGAAGACUGCCUCAAGUGUGCCUGCUGUGACUGCCGCCUGGGCGAGGUGGGCUCCACCCUCUACACCAAGGCCAACCUCAUCCUGUGCCGACGCGACUACCUGAGGCUCUUUGGCACCACAGGGAACUGUGCUGCUUGCAGCAAGCUGAUCCCAGCCUUCGAGAUGGUGAUGCGGGCCCGGGACAACGUGUAUCACCUCGACUGCUUCGCCUGCCAGCUCUGCAACCAGAGAUUUUGUGUGGGAGACAAAUUCUUCCUGAAGAACAACAUGAUCUUGUGUCAGAUGGACUAUGAGGAAGGGCAGCUCAAUGGCACCUUUGAAUCCCAAGUUCAGUAACGCCCGGCGCCUGGCCUCCAGGCCCGUCUGUCCAUCUGCCCGCCUGCCCACCUGCCUGGCCGGCCAGCCAGCCACUCUACCAGUGCAGGCUGGCCAGCCGCUCUCCUGCCACAUUAGAACUUCUCCGUCCUCGAUGGGAGGGAUGGCCCUUCCUCCUCCACCACCGCCCGUCUGUGUGUGACCCCUCCUGGGGCCAGGCCGGGCCUGUACAGUCUGUCUUCUGUAUAUAAAUGGGAACAUUUAUUUUAUGAGAAAUGUAAUGCGAUUUUAUUACUGGCGUGGAUUAAACUUAUGAAUGUUUCCGGGA